Messenger RNA from Vitrella brassicaformis, 1538 nucleotides. The record is from the annotation of a GenBank genome assembly. NCBI's taxonomy places the organism in Eukaryota, Vitrellaceae.
GUCCGCUCGUUCAACGAAAACGUGUGAGGUCUGUCAUGCGCUCACUGACCCCGACUCUCUGAGUUUGUCUGUCUGUCUGUCUCGGUGUGAUCCUUCUUGAUCGAUCCCCCUUUCGCACACAGUCGUGAAAAGAAAUAGCAGCCAGUCCAGCUCUGUCCACUCAGUCACUCAGCCGUCAGCUAGUGGGCUCCGUACAUGAGGCUCAUCUACUCUUCCUCCCACUGGAUCCUUUUCUCUGCCUUGAGGGCAGCCUCUGCAUAGCAGAUAGAAGACACACAUCCGUGCAUGUGUGUAGGUAGCGAUCAAGUAGUUUAAAAUGCAAACGGCGGGCGGGGGGGUCGGCAGGUAUUCUCAUCCGUCUGUCUGUCUGUCUGUCUGUCUGAGAGUCUGACUCACUUCUGUCGGCGUUCCACUCCUUGUGUCCAGGCCAGAUUUUGAUGGUCAAAACCUCUCCGUGGCCAAACCCCUCCGUUGACAUGAGGUCAGCGCCCUGGAACGAACUCUACGGUGAGACGAACUCCUGUGUCACACGAGACAAGGCAAGGACACACACAGGAUGGGACAUGUUGUUGUUGCAAGCACAUCUGAGUCGCUGUGGCUUGCUCCUUCUCACCACUUUCUCGGCCAUGCACCAGGUCUCCGGACCGUUCAAGCCGACAGACAUCACACCAGCUGAGUUGCAGUGUUUUUCAAUGCCUCGCAUGUGCCCUCUCCUUUGUCAUCUGAUCCCCUGGCCAUCCGUAUCUGUCGUCCGGAGAGACAGACAAAGGGCAGAUAUGAAACGCUCCCGCAUCUAGCGAUUCCUAGCUCACCUUGUUGACGACACAGGUCUGUUUGAGUGGGCACUCCAUCCGAUAGGACAUGUAGUGUCCGUACGUCUGUGCCUGUGUGCAGACGACACAGAAGCGUCGUAAGGCCAUCUUGUGCGACGUCUCACCGUUUUUUUGGUUCCCGUCAAUUCGGUGUAGUAGGCUGUCAUGCGGACUUUGCACGGUUGGGGCUGGAUGUUCUUGCAAGUGGCCAAGGCGACGCAGGAGGCGACCACCAGGGCCUUAAGCAGAAGGGCCGGCAUGACGGAUGCCAUCUGCAAUGACAUGUCAAACGGAACAGAGUCAUCCCAUCCUAAUGGCACACUGUGACGGCGUGGCAGUCAGCCCCCGGCCGCCUCGUCUUUCUCACCGUCUCGAAAGCCGCAGGCAACUCAAAUGGUGAAGGGAAGUCACACCCAAGAGGCUUCGGCACCGGAGACCUUAAGGCGGCAGGCUCUGCGGCGCUUCCUGGCUUGGUGCGACGCGUUGUGUCACAAGGCCUCGUGGCAAAGCCCCCAGUGGCAGGCAGCCGGCUGCAAUAUUGCUCAGACAGCGGAGAGGGGAAAGGGACAAAGCAGCCAGCGUCAAAGGUAAUAUUGUCAAAGGGGGGUCCCAAGGAGACGCCCCCAGACAAAUUAAGUUUACGAACCCGAAAAACGAAAAGGGAUUGCCGCGUUUUUGCUUUGUGUUACUGAUGGCUGGCAGCAGCCCUGCUCCGUCUGACCCCAU